ACUAAAUUGGUAAACAAUAAUGAGAAGGAAAUUAUAGUUUACUGUCUUGGUGCUGCCAUUCAAAAAGGGAUUCUUUUGGCCCUUCAGGUGGCUGAAAAAUUUGUGGCUUAUCAGUUUGAAACAAAUACAUUUUCCACUACAUUGAUUGAUGACUUGGAGCCAACUAUUGAUGAGGAAGACUAUGAACUACAGAAAAGGUUCAAUUCUGCAUUGAGAAUCCGAAUAUUCAGAACUGACCCUCUAGAUCUCCAACCAAGCACUUCCACAUAAACCAACACAAUGUUUUUCACCACCACUGAAAUGGUGAAAUGGCUGGGGCUCUCGGUAUUUGAAAUCUGGAUUCAUUUACUUGCCCUGCUAGCUUUUACGUUGAUGCUCGCUUUUAAACUGGAUCCAGAAAUAGACAUUCAACUUAACAACUGGUGGUUAAUAUUUACACCCCUUUUUAUAGGAGACGCAUUAAAUGCAUAUUUUUGUACGAUAGUUUACAUAAGACUGUUAAUGGACGCGCAAUUUAAGUUCUGUGCUAAGAAAAUUUUAUGGUCAGCGACAUUCUUAACUCUGAUUUGUGUGUUUAAGUUUUUAUUGUGCAGAAAACUUUUGGGGCAGAGCCUCUGGGACUAUUCGGAGGUGUUCGCCCCUGUAUAUAUUCUGUUACAGCUUAUCGCAGUGAGAGCUUGUCAACAAAGUUAAUUUUUUUGUAAAUAAAACACUUAAUAAAUAUUA
This is a messenger RNA of Anthonomus grandis grandis, 726 nucleotides long. Its product is annotated as transmembrane protein 203-like. Gene Ontology annotation, biological process: tRNA 5'-leader removal; intracellular calcium ion homeostasis. Bases 280 to 693 code for a protein of 137 amino acids. Gene Ontology annotation, cellular component: nucleolar ribonuclease P complex; ribonuclease MRP complex; nucleus. The record is from RefSeq and is a predicted model, not a curated record. Gene Ontology annotation, molecular function: nucleic acid binding. The transcript is spliced from 2 exons. Lineage: Eukaryota; Metazoa; Arthropoda; Insecta; Coleoptera; Curculionidae.